Prorocentrum cordatum is the source of this 510-nucleotide messenger RNA. The record is from the annotation of a GenBank genome assembly. Lineage: Eukaryota; Dinophyceae; Prorocentrales; Prorocentraceae.
AUGUCCACAGAGACCAUCUCGACGUUCAGGCAGCACAUACGAAGCAGAACCAGGACGAGCUCGACUACCCAGAGAAGCAGCAAGAAAACAACGGAGUUCAUCUCGCAACACGUGCAGCUCAGCACCAGCAGCACCAGUACCCGCCCGCCAAUCGUGAGAAAUAUCACAAGAAGCACGGCGUUCAUCUCGAGAUACAUGCUGUACACCACAAUCAGCUUCAGGACAAGCCCGACGACCGUGGGAAACAUCAUGAGCGCCACGAUGAACAUCUCGAAAUACAUGCUGUUCACACCCAGCUUCAUGACCAGCUCGCCGCUCGUGAGAAACAUCAAGUCUGCUCAGCACGCUAUCACGCUCGGAAUGGUCAACGAGCCACUGCAGGAAAUAGUCAGGAUCAUCAUCAGGACCCUCAUCGCGACAUCCAUGCUGAUCGCCGUCCGCAGCUUUGGGGCCAGCACGAAGAACAUGCGAAGCCCCCUGUGGAUCUUGGUCAGCAGCCGCACCAUCUGA